CCUCAGAAUACAUUUGAUUUUCAUAUGGCUUUGGAUGCAGUGCAAAAUGUUGAAAACUACAUUCGAGACAUUGCAAAAGAUCGUCGAUGCAGAUUUGAUGAAAACUUUCUUGAUUACGAUAACUUAAGAUCUGGAUAUGUCACCGGAAACCAAUUCUUAAGAAUCUUAAGAAAUCUCAUCGGUGUCCCACUUGACGUUUCACAGGAAAAACUUAUUUUAAAAAAAUACGGAAUUGAUGGGAACCGAUAUAUUAACUGGAGGAAAUUUGUUCGUGAAAUAGAAGGUAAAUAUAAUGAAAAUGAUUUUAGUGUAACACCGGAAUCCAAGGUUCUCCAAACAAUCGAAUCUCCGAUAGUGGGCACAAAAUCACGGCAUAAGCUGUACAAUGAUGAAAAACUGGAUUAUAUAAAACCACUGCUUUCCAGAAUCAAUCAAUUCAUCUCUAACCAAGGUUAUAUAAUACGCCAAUGUUAUAAACAGUAUGAUGUUCAUAACUUAGGUGAAGUGACCGAAAGCCAAUUUUUCAGAGGGUUUCCUGGUCCGAAGGAUAUCAGUGAUGAAGAAAUGAUGUCACUCGUUCAGCGUUAUAAAUCACUAACUAAUCCUGGUUUUGUAGAUUAUCUGGCUUUUGAAAAAGACCUUAAAACGAUUGACUCAUACGAAGAGGCUUUGGAAGACAACACGAAACUUGUAAAAGACAGAGAUAUUGGUCAUAUCUCCCAGAAAGAUAAUUUAUUAAUUCCAUCACAACAUAUGAUUGUUGACCGCAUAAAAUGUACUAUUCGGAAACGUGGUAUACGUGUUAUGGACUUUUUUGUGGAUUAUGAUAAAUUAAAACAUGAUGAAGUAACGGAACAUCAGUUCACAUGUGCUCUCCUAUCAUCUGUUGGUAAGGAAGCCAAAUUAAGUCGCGAGGAGGUUCAAAUGCUUGCAAACUACUACCGUUCAACAACAAACCCUCAGUUCAUUAAUUAUCGCGAAUUUUGUAGAGAAAUUGACUCACCUUUUCAGACGCUGUAUUUGGAGAAGGAUCCGUUAAAACCAAUUACUAUUCCAGCUAGAGGUGCACUUUCACAGCAUCUAUGCGUAUUAAGCCAAGAAGAUGAAGAUCGUGUAUCUAAACUAAUCGAAGAAAUCGGACGUCAAGUUCGUGAAAAAAGAAUAUUAACAUAUCCAUAUUUUCAGGACUAUGAUAUGGGAUCAUGUUUUUCGAGAAGUAUUACUAAUACACAAUUUGAAAGAGUAUUAUACUUUCUUGGUUUGAAUCUGAGUAAAGAAGAUUGUCGUCGUUUAUGUAGAAAAUUCACCAAUCCUACAAAUGGUUGUAUUAAUUAUGGAGCAUUCUGCGAAAAGGUAGAUGACUGGUUUACCGCUGCGGCCCCUGUCAAAUUCGAUGAAGAUAAUCCAGGAGAUGUGAAUUUUGAAGUAUCAAACAAGGUUAUAACAAAACGCACACCUGAAAUAGGUGAUACACGCUGUGGUAAAAGUGUAGUUCACCGAAAUUGGCACUCAACAGUAAUGCCAGUAAUUAUAUCAGCUGGGGAUCAAUGGCCUGUUGAGGUUUUAUUAAACCGUAUCCGACAUUUGGUUCUAGUUAACCGUAUACCAUUAAAACCUGGGUUUCAUGAUUUCGAUCGUUUACGUAGUGGUUAUGUUACACGAUCUCAGUUUGAACGUUGUUUAACCGCCGCAGGGCUAACGCGUUUACACCUGCACGAUCUUACACCGGCACAAAUAAACAUCUUGGCGGACAGAUACGUGUCUUCAACUGAUACCAACAUGGUGAACUGGAUAAAAUUUGUUAAUGAUGUAGAAACAGUGUUUACUCUACCGGGGUUGGAAAAACAACCACUCACUCGUGUGCUACCACAAGAAACAUUUAUCCAACCGAAACCAGGUACAGCAGAUUGGUUAUCAGUAACUGAAGAAAUGAAACAGAAUUAUGAAAAUGGUAUGGGAAUUUUAAGACAAAAAGUAAAUGAACGUCGGUUGGAUUUAACUCCAAAUUUUGCGGCUUUUGAUUUUUUACAUCGAGGAAUAGUGACAACAAAUAAUUUCCGUCAACUAAUAAGUAUGUAUAGUUUUUGUUUGUCGCCGGCAGAAAUUGAUGCUAUCAUAUCACGUUAUGCCAAUGAUGAUGGGUUUAAUUAUUUGGACUUUCUAAGUCACCUCUGUCCAAUGAAAUUAGAAGAAAACGAAUAUAAAUAUCCAGAACGUUUAGCUACAUCUCAGAAAAUAAAUAAGCUGAGUAAAGAAAAAACGGAAAUAGAACCGGUAAUGGGAGAUGCUGAAGGUAUUAUGGAUACACUGAAAGCAGAGGUAUACCGCAGAAGUCUGAGAUUAUCUGAUUGGUUUCGCGAUCACGAUAAACUCAAUCAUGGAUACUUACAAAGAAUAACGUUUCGCCGAUGUCUAGGGGUUCUCAACUUAAAAAUUAAUGAGAAAAGUUUAAAUAUUCUUGAAGACAGAUAUAAAGGUUCAAUGCCUGAUACAGUAGACUGGCGGGCAUUUGUUAAUGAUGUUGAGACUGUAUUUCAAACACCAAACUUAGAGAAAGAUCCAUUAAUUGAACCUGGUACGUAUAAACCUGAUUCAUCAGUUGCCCAGAACCACUUGACAGCUGAAUUAGCUAAAUCUGCUGACGAGGCUUUAUUUAAGAUAGCAGCUAAAGUUAAACAACGUAGAAUACUACUGUUAACAAUGUUCAGUGAUUUUGACGAAACUCAUCGAUUAACGGUUAAUCAAAGUCAAUUUCGUCGUGUUCUAACGACACUUGGACUUGGGGAGUCAUUAACAGAAAGAGAAUGGAUUGCAUUAUAUUGCAAAUAUUGUCAUCAAAUGGGUCUAGCAAACAACGUCAAUUAUCAAGCUUUUAUUGAUGAUAUUUACACAAGAGCUGGUAUGGAUCCGCGUAUGCCAUAGUCAUAAAUAAUCAUGAGAAACUGUUAACAUUAUAGUACAAUCUAUGUUUGAUUAGCUAAAACCAAAAUUUAAAUUGGUGACGCGAAAAUUCUAUCCUAUUAAAUAACUUUAUCUGUAGUGCAAACGAAAAAUAAUUGUUUGUUAUGUGACACGAGGAUAGGCGAAACACAGUAAAUUGUUCAUGAUAAUAUACCGGAAAUAAAAAUUUUUC
Molecule: messenger RNA, 3133 nt
Organism: Schistosoma intercalatum
Lineage: Eukaryota; Metazoa; Platyhelminthes; Trematoda; Strigeidida; Schistosomatidae
Source: the annotation of a GenBank genome assembly